AUGGUCCACAACAGUAGCAGCGACAAUUUGAGUGAGUGGAGACUCAAGAAAGCUUUGCCUGGAGAUGAAGAAGGCGGUGAAGUGGAAGGAGACCUUCGAAAUAUACCAGAUAUCGUUGUUGAGACGUUAGAGUUGAAAAAUCAGACCCAGUACGAGCAUCACAAGGCAGAUCCGCCCUUGUUGACGUUCAGAUACUUCCUCCUGAGCGUUUUGUUUGUGGUUCCGGGUGCCCUGAUGGACACGAUGAACUCAUUCAGAACAACAAGUGCACCGUAUGGAGUUUUGGUGGUGCAACUUCUAUCGUAUCCACUAGGAGAGUGGCUUUCGCAAGUAUUGCCCCACAGAGAUGUGAACUUGGGGUUGUUCAAGUUCAGCUUGAAUCCAGGACCCUGGUCCGUCAAAGAAUCGGUCCUGGUAACACUAACAGCGGCAUCUGGAGCAACUGGGAACCAGGGAACCUUUGGAAUCUCGUUGGCAAAGAUCUUUUACGAUAUUGACAUUCCCGUCUGGGCGUGCUUGGCUUUUAUGUACGGAAUAGUGUGGACCGGGUACUCCUUUGGUGCGGUAGCGAGGAAAUUCGUGCUCUAUGAUCCGAAAUUCGUCUGGCCCAAGGCCUUAAUGCAAACGUCUCUUUUCCGGGCUCAGCAGAAAGGCUCUCGAGCAAAAAGCGUAAAUAGUGGAAAAACGCCGCAGAUGAAGGUGUUCCUUUUCGCAAUGGCCGGCAUGUUUGCGUGGCAGUUUUUCCCCGAGUUCAUCUUCCCCAUGACAUCGUCUCUUGCCGUUUUGUGCUGGAUGGCCCCGCAUAAUUCGGCAUUCAACUUCAUAGGCUCAGGGUUGGGUGGCUUGGGAGCCGUCAACUUUUCCCUAGACUGGAGUAAUAUCACGUCCGAGGUGAUGCUAAGCCCCUAUUGGACCAUCGCGUUGGAGUUUGUGGGCUUUGUGCUGACCUGCUGGUGCUUUCUUCCCGUAAUCAAGUGGUUUAAGGCUGGAAAAUACGCCUUGGGGCUCAUGGACAACCAUCUUCUUCUCUCAAACGGCAAGCAUUAUCCAAUUGAGAAGCUCCUGACGGACGAUUUCCGCUUCAACAAGACUGCCUACGAUAUGUACGGCCCCAUUUACUACGGAUCGCAGCGUCUCUUCAACAUCUUCUUCGACUAUGCGGCGUACACGAGUGCGAUUAUGUGGCUGGUGACGUUUGGAUGGAAGGAUCUAGAGAAAAGCUGGUUGCACGUCCGAAAAUGGGCCUCGAGACGCUCAUCGGAGUUCACAAAAGAGGAGAUUCCGCUUCUUUCUGAUCACCAAUCCUCAUUUGCAGACCUGUCAGCACAGAAACCACAUCAGCAUGCUGAAAAAUCUCCCCGAUACGAUGACCGGAUCAACAAGCAGUACUCCCUGUACAAAGACGUCCCUGAUUGGUGGUUUGGCGCUCUUUUCGCACUCAGCUUCAUCACACUUUCCUGCGUGACGUAUUCCGGGCUUGUUUUCAUGUCAUGGAGGACCUAUAUAGUGGCAUUGGCGGUUGGUGCCGUCAUAGUGACACCCAUGGCCUAUUUGUAUGCAUCUUCGAACUUCCAGUUGGCAAUCGGGACGUUUAACGAGCUUCUUUACGGCCUCAUGGUGCAGCAUAAGACGUUUCUUCCAUCCUCCGGGCUGAAACACCCAGUUGGAGCAUCGAUGUAUGGCGCAAUAGCGGGGAACUGCUGGUACAGAGCCCAAUACAUACUGCAGGACCAGAAAAUAGGAAUGUACAACCUGGUCCCGCCCAGGUAUGUGUUCUUUUCGCAGAUAUUCGGCGACUUGAUCGGCGUUCCCUUCAACUACCUUUCUCUCAGAUGGGUGCUUAAACACAAGAUGCAGUAUCUCAGGGGUGAGAUAGACGACCCUUUACAUCAGUGGACGGGCCAGACUUUGGUCAAUUAUGUUGCCAACGGGGCGCAAUACGUGUUGGUUGGACCUCAAGAGCUCUUUAACAGGUAUAGAUUUCUUCCCUACGGGUUUGCUGUUGGUGCCAUUGCCCCAGUGGUGAUCUUCUGCAUCUACCGAAAGACAAACUUCCGGAUCUUGGCCCACUUCAACCCCACCAUCGUGUUCUCGACCAUGUCCACAUUCUAUGGAAAUAUUAGCACUGGCUACUUGACGAGGUUCUUGGUUGGCACGUACACCAUGUUCUACCUGAGGAGGUUUAGAAAGCAGGCCUUUAAGAAGUACAACUAUGUGGUUGCCGCUGCUUUUGACACCGGGUUCAACCUCUGCAGCAUUGCCAUCUUCUUCUUUUUCAGCAGUGGGUAUUUCAGCAAAGAUGGCCAGCCUGUUUCAUUUCCGAAUUGGUGGGGGAAUGACCCAAAUAGCAUAGAAAGGUGUUACGCAAAGUGA
Molecule: messenger RNA, 2373 nt
Organism: Brettanomyces bruxellensis
Lineage: Eukaryota; Fungi; Ascomycota; Pichiomycetes; Pichiales; Pichiaceae
Exons: 1
Coding region: 1-2373 (790 amino acids)
Biological process (GO): transmembrane transport
Molecular function (GO): oligopeptide transmembrane transporter activity
Source: RefSeq, a predicted model, not a curated record